CAACUUAGACUCUCAAAUCUCGAGCCGAGCGAAGAAUGUUCCCAAAUCCUCACUAAAACCCUAAUUUCCUCUACCGUAAACGCUGCAACUCUGUUCCUCCUUGAUGGAUCCCGACACCUCUCCUUCUUCAUCUUCAUCAUCACCGGUAGUGUCAUACCUCAUCAAUUCUUGUGGAUUAUCAGAAGAUCGAGCUGUGAGUAUUGGUAAGAAAUUACCAUUGACAACAACCACAUCAUAUCUAGAGACUAUAAUCACCACGCUUGAAUCCUACGGAUUCACUAAAUCCCAUAUCUCCAAAAUCAUCAUCAAGACACCACGAUUUCUUGAAUAUGGUAGAUGUGGUCAUCUCAAACUCAAACUCGGUUAUUUCAAGUCGAAAGAGAUCUCUACUCUUGAAAUGGUCAAGUUCUUAAUAUGUAGCCCAGAAAUUCUAAUUAGAGGGUUGAAGGACAAAAUCAUUCCGUUGUUCGAUUCCAUCAGUAGCAUCGUUGGUUCCGAUAGAGACACAUUUAAGGUCAUCGGAAACACAUAUAACGAUAUGAGGUGUUUAAGUGUAGAAUUCAUUCAGGAAAGGAUAUCCGGCAAUCUACAGGUUUUGAGAGAUGAAGGUAUCCCUGAAAGGGUUAUAGUCAAUUUUUUGAUUCAAGUACCAAAGGUAUGUUUGAUUAGCACUGAUAAAUUUAAAGAGCGUGUACAAGAUGUUAAAGAUAUGGGUAUCAAUCCACAUAAAACUCCAUCUCGAUUUGUUAGUUGGAUUCGUAUGUUGGUAGUUUGCUCGAAAACCACGUUGGAAGCUAAAAUGAAUGUACUCAGGAAAUGGGGUUGGCCGGAAGACAUACUUCUGGAUCAAGUUUUGAAAAAUCCUGGAUUUAUGACGAUAUCUGUUGCCAAAAUUGAGGCUGUACUGGAUUACCUUGUGACUCAGAUGGGUUAUAAUAUAUCGAGUUUUGUUAAGGUUCUAGGAGUUUUUAAUUAUAGCUUGGAGAAGAGAAUUAUACCAAGGAUUUCUGUCCACAGAUUUUUAAUCUCCAUGGGUUUGAUCAAGUGUAACGGUACUCUGUCCGGAGUUUUAAAUAUCACCGAUGAGAAUUUCUUGCGCAAGUUUGUGAUGUCGUAUAAAGUAGAAGCUCCUGAGCUGUUGCAGAUUUAUAACCAGGCAUCUAUAACGUGUGUCACGGAGGGCUCACAGAGUGAAGAAGGAACAAAUUGUCCAGAAAGGGCGAUAGAGAGUGUAGCAGCUCUACCGAAGGUAGCAAAACUGGUUGACAAAAAUGAUGCUGGCAAACCUAAGAAGAAAGCUUCAUCAAGGGACCUUGUGGAACCAGAGGAAGAGUUGGAUAAGGAAAAAGAAUCCAUGAAAUCCAGAAAGCCUAGGAAGAUUUUGAAAAAGCCAGAGAAAAAGGUGGAUAAAGUACAAGGUGGUGCUGCGGAGGAGAAAGGAGGUCACCAUAACAUAGACUUUGAUGAGGAAGAGAAGGAUAAGUCUAAGGAAGAAGAAGAAACUGUUGUUGUCCGUGUUGUUGGGAAAGUAUUAGAUGGUAGUCUUGCAAUUGGGCUUAAGAGGAAAGUUGCUUUAGAUAAGGAGGUAUAUCCGAAGAAAGCCAAAAAGCCUAAGAAGGUUUUGAAAAAGUCCAAGAAAAGAGUAGAGGAAGUGCAAGGUGAUACUGCAAAGAAGGAAGAAGAGGACAAGUCUAAGGAGGAAGGGGAGACUGUUGUUGUACCUAUGCUGGAAGAGUUGAAGAAUGCCAAAAGGCAUAAGAAGAAGUUUGUGAACAAGGAUGAUGUAGAAACUCCUGAACUGUUGCAGGUUUAUAACCAGGCAUCUAUUACGUGUGUCAUGGAGGACUCACAGAGUGAAGAAGUAACAAAAUGUCCAGAAAGGGCGAUAGAGAGCGUAGCAGCUCUACCAAAGGUCGCAAAACUGGUUGACGAAAGUGGCGCUGGCAAACCUAAGAAGAAAGCUUCAUCAAGGGAUCUUGUGGAACCAGAGGAAGAGUUGGACAAGGAAGAAGAAUCGAAGGCAGCCAAAAAGCCUAGGAAGUUUCUGAAAAGGUCAAAGAAAAGAGUGGAGGACCUGCAAGAUGGUUGUGAGAAGAAGGAGAAAAGAGGUCACUCAAAUAUAGAAUUUGAUGCAGAAGAGAAGGAUAAGGUUGAGGAAGAAAAAGAGAUUGUUGCUGUCCCUAUUGCUGGGGAAGUAUUAGAAGGUAGUCUUGCAAGUGGGCUUAAGAGGAAAGUUGCUUUAGAUAAGGAGGAAGAUCCGAAGAAAGUUAAAAAUCCUAGGAAGGUUUUAAAAAAGUCUAAGAAAAAAGUAGAGGAAAUGCAAGGUGAUGCCGCGAAGAAGGAAGAAGAGGAUAAGUCUAAGGAGGAAGAGGAGAUUGUUGUCGUUCCUAUGGUGGAAGUAUUGAAGAAGGCCAAAAGGCCUAAGAAGAAGUUUGUGAACAAGGAUGAUGUAGAAACUCCUGAAUUGUUGCAGGCAUCUAAUAUGCGUGCCAACGAGGACUUGCAAAGUGAAGAAGUAGUUUUCUGUCCAGAAAAGGCUACAGAGAGUGCAGCAGCUCUUCCAAAGGUAGCAAAAGUUGUUGACAAAAACCAAGUUGGCAAACUUAAGAAGAAAGCUUCAUCAAGUGAUCUUGUGGAACAAGAGGAAGAGUUGGAGAAGGAAGAAGAAUCGAAGACAGCCAAAAAGCCUAGGAAGAUUCUCAAAAGAUCAAAGAAAAGAGUGGAGGAACUCCAAGAUGGUUGUGCGAUGAAGGAGAAAAGAGGUCACUCAAAUAUAGAAUUUGAUGCAGAAGAGAAGGAUAUGGUUGAGGAAGAAAAAGAGAUUGUUGCUGUCCCUAUUGUUGGGGAAGUAUUAGAAGGUAGUCUUGCAAGUGGGAUUAAGAGGAAAGUUGCUUUAGAUAAGGAGGAAGAUCCGAAGAAAGUUAAAAAUCCUAGGAAGGUUUUAAAAAAGUCUAAGAAAAAAGUAGAGGAAAUGCAAGGUGAUGCCGCGAAGAAGGAAGAAGAGGAUAAGUCUAAGGAGGAAGAGGAGAUUGUUGUCGUUCCUAUGGUGGAAGUAUUGAAGAAGGCCAAAAGGCCUAAGAAGAAGUUUGUGAACAAGGAUGAUGUAGAAACUCCUGAAUUGUUGCAGGCAUCUAAUAUGCGUGCCAACGAGGACUUGCAAAGUGAAGAAGUAAUUUUCUGUCCAGAAAAGGCUACAGAGAGUGCAGCAGCUCUUCCAAAGGUAGCAAAAGUUGUUGACAAAAACCAAGUUGGCAAACUUAAGAAGAAAGCUUCAUCAAGUGAUCUUGUGGAACAAGAGGAAGAGUUGGAGAAGGAAGAAGAAUCGAAGACAGCCAAAAAGCCUAGGAAGAUUCUCAAAAGAUCAAAAAAAAGAGUGGAGGAACUCCAAGAUGGUUGUGCGAUGAAGGAGAAAAGAGGUCACUCAAAUAUAGAAUUCGAUGCAGAAGAGAAGGAUAUGGUUGAGGAAGAAAAAGAGAUUGUUGCUGUCCCUAUUGUUGGGGAAGUAUUAGAAGGUAGUCUUGCAAGUGGGAUUAAGAGGAAAGUUGCUUUAGAUAAGGAGGAAGAUCCGAAGAAAGUUAAAAAUCCUAGGAAGGUUUUAAAAAAGUCUAAGAAAAAAGUAGAGGAAAUGCAAGGUGAUGCCGCGAAGAAGGAAGAAGAGGAUAAGUCUAAGGAGGAAGAGGAGAUUGUUGUCGUUCCUAUGGUGGAAGUAUUGAAGAAGGCCAAAAGGCCUAAGAAGAAGUUUGUGAACAAGGAUGAUGUAGAAACUCCUGAAUUGUUGCAGGCAUCUAAUAUGCGUGCCAACGAGGACUUGCAAAGUGAAGAAGUAAUUUUCUGUCCAGAAAAGGCUACAGAGAGUGCAGCAGCUCUUCCAAAGGUAGCAAAAGUUGUUGACAAAAACCAAGUUGGCAAACUUAAGAAGAAAGCUUCAUCAAGUGAUCUUGUGGAACAAGAGGAAGAGUUGGAGAAGGAAGAAGAAUCGAAGACAGCCAAAAAGCCUAGGAAGAUUCUCAAAAGAUCAAAGAAAAGAGUGGAGGAACUCCAAGAUGGUUGUGCGAUGAAGGAAAAAAGAGGUCACUCAAAUGUAGAAUUUGAUGCAGAAAAGAAGGAUAAGGUUGAGGAAGAAAAAGAGAUUGUUGCUGUCCCUAUGGGCGGGAGAGAAUUAGAAGGUAGCCAAGUAAGUGCCCUUAAGAGGAAAAUUUCUUUAGAUAAGAGGGGAGACUUGAAGAAAGUCAAAAAGCUUAAGAAGGUUUUGAAAAGGUCUAAGAAAAAAGUAGAGGAAGUGCAAGGUGAUGAUGUGGAGAAGCCAGAAGAGCAUAAUUCUAAGGAGAAUAUAGAAUUUGAUGCAGAAGAGAAGGAUAAGUUUGAGGAAGAAAAAGAGAUUGUUGCUGUCCCUAUGGGUGGGAGAGUAUUAGAAGGUAGUCAAGUAAGUGCCCUUGAGAAGAAAAUUGCUUUAGAUAAGGGGGAAGAUUUGACGAAAGUCAAAAAGCUUAAGAAGGUUCUGAAAAAGUCAAAGAAAAAAGUAGAGGAAGUGCAAGGUGAUGAUGUGAAGAAGCCAGAAGAGCAUAAGUCUAAUGAGGAAGAAGAGAUGGCUGCUGUUCCUAUGGUUGAGAAUAUAUCAUAAGAUUGUUAAGCAAGUGUGCCUCAAGAGGGAACUUGCUUCCUGUUAGAUGGAAAAUUAGAAGAAAGCCAAAAGGCGUAAUAAAUAAUAAUUGAUCUACUCGUGAGCUGGGGCAGGUGUUGGGGCUUCUGCUUGUUAUCUCUGCUCGAGAUUCAGGUAUUGUACCACGGGCUUCACAUCCACUUGCGGAAGACUUCAAUUAUGAGUCAUCUGCAGUUGUUUAUGUUAGCGGACAACAUAUGCCAAGCCUUCAGUUCCCCAGGACAAAAGCUAUGCGAUACAUGAAUGUUUUGUCGUCCUCCUCGUUACUCUCAUUGCUCCAUCUGCAAUAAUUGUGUGGAGAAUUCAGUCACCACUGCCCUUGGGUAGGGCAGUGCAUUUGGCUGCGUAAUUAUCGGUACUUCUUUAUGCGCAUAAAGAGAUUCUCAUAAAUAAAAGAAUCUCCUGCAUCAGUGGUACUGAUGGCAUAUUGUUCGAGUAUCUCUCUGGUUUGUUGGUGGCCUCACCAGCUUCAUUUUAUACCUCACAGGCUAAACCAGAGAACGAUUUUGGAAACAGUAUAUAACAAAUAUGGAGAUACCUGUAGAUGAUCACAUGACUAGUAUAUUUGGUAAUUUAAAGUUGGUGUGAGAGCUGGAAUUGGCUUGAUCAUACCCCAUAUGGCUGUUCAGUAAAUAAACCAAUCUCUUACACAGGAAUGCUCCCUGUAGCUUUCCAUUAGCAUUGAUGAUUUUGAUAUAUGCAGCAGACUGAGCAAAGUAGGUUGUGAUUCAUUCAUUUGAUGAUUUGUCCUCGGAUCAGCAAAAUCCUAGUGUUCACACAUUCUAGUUGUGGAAGAAAAAGCGGAAGCUGGGAAAUGGCACCAGAUGUUGUUGCAUUCACAGCAGAAGCAGUAACCAGUAAACUUGUCCAGUAUUGAUUGUUGUGUUGAUGUCUGCAGACUCUGCACUCUUUUACACCAACACGAUCCCCCUGGGUUUCUGAAUAUUGUAAUUUAUGGGCAGAGAUUGCAACAAGAGCAGUUCACAUUUUGAAUUACACAACCCCUUUGUGAAUCUGACACAUAAAAAACUGUAGUUUGGGAGGUAUAAUUGGACCCACAUGCAAUGAAAGGAACAGUUAAAGCAUAACCUUGAAGUGCUUGAGCUUGUUCUAUCAACCAAUUAUAGCAUGACUUAGCGGAAUCCACCUAAGCUUGUAAGAAAAUCAUAAUGAAAAUGGGGCACAAAAUACAAGCUUUGAAUUCUGAUUUUCUUA
Molecule: messenger RNA, 5875 nt
Organism: Papaver somniferum (opium poppy)
Lineage: Eukaryota; Viridiplantae; Streptophyta; Magnoliopsida; Ranunculales; Papaveraceae
Product: claspin-like
Exons: 9
Coding region: 104-4621 (1505 amino acids)
Biological process (GO): regulation of DNA-templated transcription; chloroplast organization
Cellular component (GO): chloroplast
Molecular function (GO): double-stranded DNA binding
Source: RefSeq, a predicted model, not a curated record